Messenger RNA from Loa loa (African eye worm), 159 nucleotides. RefSeq lists its product as hypothetical. The transcript has a single exon. The annotation marks the transcript as partial. Lineage: Eukaryota; Metazoa; Nematoda; Chromadorea; Rhabditida; Onchocercidae. The record is from RefSeq and is a predicted model, not a curated record.
AUCCAUCGUCUCGUCAAUAACUGUUUACGGGAAGAACUGGCUGGACCAGUACAUGCCCUCCGUAUCGACGCCUACGCCACAUCACAGUUCAGUAGUAAAUCACCAAGGGCUUCAUCACCAAAAUGCGCUCAUAUUCAUACAAAACGUUUUCCCGAAUAG